CCCAACUAAACGGAGUUGCCUUUGGAAUUCAGUCAGAUUUUCAUUAGUGAUUAAAGGAGAAGCAAUCAGAGCCAUGGCAAGUGUUACAGAUGAACAGAUACAGAAGUACCAAAAUGAAGGAUACCUGAUUCUUGAGAACUUUUUUGCCCAUGAGGAAUGUGAUGCUAUGAGAGACCGAAUUCAGAAGAUUGUAGAUGAAAUGGAUGUACCACUCUACUGUCGGACUGAAUUCUCCACUCAGCAAGAGGAACAGCUCAGAGCCCAGGGAAGUGCUGACUAUUUCAUGACAAGUGGAGAUAAGAUACGAUUCUUCUUCGAGAAAGGAGUAUUUGAUGAAAAAGGUAACUUUCUUGUACCAAAGGAGAGAUCCAUUAACAAAAUUGGACAUGCUCUACAUGCCUUUGAUGAUGUCUUCAAAACGAUUACCCACUCUCCAAAAGUUCAGGAGUUAGGAAGAAAGUUAGGACUGCAGGAUCCUGUGAUAGUACAAAGCAUGUAUAUAUUUAAGCAACCUGGAAUUGGGGGUGAAGUUACACCCCACCAGGAUGCAACCUUCCUGAAUACCAGUCCUCUAGGGAAAGUAAUGGGGUUCUGGAUUGCACUGGAGGAUGCAACAAUACAGAAUGGCUGUCUCUGGUUUAUCCCUGGCUCUCACAAAGAUGGUAUUUCACGCCAAAUGGUAAGAACACCAGAGGGUACAUACCCAAGGACACAGUUUCGUGGUUCUGAGCGGAACUAUGAAGAUAAUCAAUUUGUAGCAGUCCCUGUUAAAAAAGGAAGUCUUGUCCUAAUCUGUGGGGAAGUAGUCCACAAAAGUGCUCUGAAUACUUCUGAAAAGUCACGCCAUGCUUAUACAUUCCAUAUUAUGGACUCUAGGGGCACCCAUUGGAGUGAGGAAAACUGGUUGCAACCAACUCAAGAACUACCAUUUCCAUCACUCUAUACACAGACGUAAUUAAUUUAUAGCAGAAGAACUUUAGAUAUUUUUGGUCUUAAAGAUGGCAACGUUGGAUGGAGCUGUACACUUGGUAUUUGGCUGUUUACCAUCUGAAUUGGAUAAAUUCUCAGAGGAACAUAAUCGUGGUCUGGGAUACAUAAUCAGACAUUUUUUUGUCUUUGCCAAGUCCCUCUCAUUCACAGAUUUCAUACAUGCCAUUUUGUGAUGUACAUGAAUUUUUACCUCUUCUGUCUACAUUUGGCUUGUGUCUAAAAAUGAAAAAAAUACUUCUCUCUACAUAGUUCUAUUUGUUCUACAUGAGGAUAAUAUUUUAAUCCGGUUUGAUGUACUUUUGUCUAAAUUACAUUUAAAUGUGAAAUGUUAACUGAAGCAAAUGUAUGUAGUUUAGAUUUCAUUUAAAAAAAAAACAGUGAGCAUAAUCAAGCACCCUAUCUUUUACAGCCUCUGUCAACUUGAUCCCCUACUUUGUAUAACAAUGAAGUGAGCAAAGAAGUUACGCAACAGCAGUCAUUUUAUUUGAAAAAGGUUUUUAAACUGCAUAUUUUUAUAAAAUUAUGCAACUGUCUGUAAUCCUGCACUUUCUUUUCUAGAAAAUGUUAUACUCUGAGAAAGUGAAAGUAAUACAGAAAUCUGAUGUUU
Protopterus annectens (West African lungfish) is the source of this 1597-nucleotide messenger RNA. RefSeq names its product phytanoyl-CoA dioxygenase domain containing 1 (gene PHYHD1). The transcript has 11 exons. NCBI's taxonomy places the organism in Eukaryota, Metazoa, Chordata, Ceratodontiformes, Protopteridae. The coding region runs from base 74 to 955 and encodes 293 amino acids. The record is from RefSeq and is a predicted model, not a curated record.